AUGUUCUUUUUGCCGACAACAGUUUAUCUGUUGCUUUCAUAUGCCCUGAUUGCUUGUCUCUGUCAAGCUGUAUCUCUUAAAAGCAACAAUGACAUUGUUGUCACUAGUAGCACCGGGUCUUUGACGAGCAAAGGCGACUUUGCACCCAAGUCAUUUUUAUCGGUUACCCAUCCAUCUUUUCCACAAUAUCUGAUUCGGCUGACAGAACCUGAUGCAGAAAUUUGUGAUCCGAGUGUGAAGCAAUACAGCGGAUAUCUAGACUCUGUAGAAGAUGACAAGCAUUUCUUCUUUUGGUUUUUUGAAUCACGAAACGAUCCAGCCACUGAUCCAAUUGUACUUUGGCUUAACGGUGGUCCAGGGUGCUCAUCAAUGACUGGUCUCUUUUUAGAGCUUGGACCUUGUCAGUUGAACGAAUUUGGAAACGAGACGUAUUACAAUCCUUAUUCCUGGAACAACAACGCAAGCCUUAUAUUCUUAGAUCAGCCGAUCAAUGUCGGGUACUCGUAUGGAUCUGGAAAUGUCAGCGACUCGGUUACGGCUGCACAGGAUGUUUAUGCAUUUUUGCAGCUUUUCUUUGAACGCUUCCCUGAGUAUAAUGGCCUUGACUUUCAUAUAGCCGGCGAGUCAUAUGCUGGCCACUAUAUUCCAGCCAUCGCUACGGAGAUUGUGGAUGGCAACAACCUUGCUGCUGCUGAAACGACUCACGUAAACCUCAAGUCAUUGCUCAUCGGUAACGGUCUAACCGAUCCAUCAGUACAAUACGGAUAUUACGGCGACAUGGCUUGCAACAACACCUACUAUCCAGUAUUAGAACAAUCAGCAUGCGACAAGAUGGAACAAGCCUACCCUGAAUGCAAAAAGCUCAUUGAAAUGUGCUAUGAAGAUCCUGUACCGAGAACAUGUAUUCCCGCCUCGAGGAUUUGCAACGAGGCACUCUUGGAACCAUACUAUGCAUUAAGCGGCCGGAAUCCGUACGACGUUCGCAAAACCUGUGCAUCUGUGGACGACAAUCUAUGUGACGAUAAACUAGGUCUACUACAGACUUACCUCAACCGUGCAGAUAUCAAGCACAAGGUGGGAAGCAGCGUCGAUUCGUACUUUAACUGCAAUCUCGAAGUGAAUUACUUGUUCCAGCGCGCUGGCGAUUGGAUGCGACCUUAUGUGAACAAUAUUCCGCGACUUUUGGACCAGGACAACGUCUCAAUCUUGAUUUACGCUGGUGAUGCCGACUUUAUCUGCAACUGGAUUGGUAACAAGGCGUGGACCCUUGAGCUGGAGUGGAGCGAUCGUGAGGCUUGGAGGCAGGCUGAGGAUGUCGAGUGGAAUCAAGUAGGCCAGAUACGUAGCUCUCCAGACGGCCGAUUUGCUUUCCUGCGCGUUUAUGGAGCUGGACAUAUGGUGCCUGAAGAUCAGCCCCAAAACUCUCUUGCAUUUUUCAAUGGAUGGAUUCACGGGGGUCUGUUGUGA
Molecule: messenger RNA, 1467 nt
Organism: Zychaea mexicana
Lineage: Eukaryota; Fungi; Mucoromycota; Mucoromycetes; Mucorales; Lichtheimiaceae
Product: Alpha/Beta hydrolase protein
Exons: 6
Coding region: 1-1467 (488 amino acids)
Biological process (GO): proteolysis
Cellular component (GO): fungal-type vacuole
Molecular function (GO): serine-type carboxypeptidase activity
Source: RefSeq, a predicted model, not a curated record